Actinia tenebrosa (Australian red waratah sea anemone) is the source of this 5327-nucleotide messenger RNA. RefSeq lists its product as uncharacterized. The record is from RefSeq and is a predicted model, not a curated record. Lineage: Eukaryota; Metazoa; Cnidaria; Anthozoa; Actiniaria; Actiniidae. Gene Ontology annotation, molecular function: protein binding; ATP binding; DNA translocase activity.
UGAUCUUGAUUUUUAUGCCAAAAUAUCUUUAAAAUAGCGCUAAAAAUGGAUAGAGGAGACGGAGAUGGAGUAGAUGACGAUAUAUCUAAGGGAAUUUCGCGAUUAAACAUAAAUCAAGAAUCGAAAUCUGUAGAAACGGCAGAUAGAGUUCAUUCAAAUGGAAACACAAAUUCACUCAAGGCCAAGUUUAACCAACUUGUUCUUGAUGCUAAAGAAAAAGCAAGGCAGGGAUUAUUAGAAGAAGCUCUGGAGCUGUUCAACAAAGCAUAUAACAUUCAUCAAAGUGAAAAGUUACUAAAAAGAAUAAAUAAACUUAAAGAAUUUAUAAAAGAAUAUGCGCAACAGGAGGAGGAUGAAGAGGAAGAAGAAGAAGAGGAUGAUAAUGGAAUGAUAGAAGUGGGCAAUGGGUUUAGUUUAGCCAAAGAGAUAAGUGAAGCCCUCUACCCUUACCAAAAGGAAGGUGUCUUAUGGUUCUGGAAGCUGUAUCAGAAGAAGCAAGGAGGAAUUCUAGGCGAUGAUAUGGGGUUAGGGAAGACAAUUCAAGUCAUUGCUUUCCUAUCUGGGAUGUUUGACAAUGAACUUAUCAAGAAUGCUCUUAUUGUCAUGCCUGUGUCUCUUAUAUCAAACUGGGAAAAAGAAUUCAAAACUUGGACUCCUGGCAUUCGUGUGAAGUGUUUCCAUGGUAGCAACAAGAAAGAAAGGCAGAAAAACUUGGACAAGAUACAACAGAAAAGUGGUGUUUGCCUGACAACCUACGGACUGGUUGUUUCUAGCAGUGAAAUACUAAGCAACACCUCAGAUGGACGACCAUUUAGAUGGGAUUAUGUGAUCCUCGAUGAAGGGCACAAGAUUAAAAACCCAACAAAGACAAACAAGAACAUUAGGACCAUCCCAGCAAGGAAUCGCUUCAUCCUCACUGGGACACCCAUUCAGAAUAACCUCAGGGAGAUGUGGUCUUUGUUUGAUUAUGUGACACAAGGACAACUUCUAGGAUCCUCUAGAACCUUUAAGCAAGAAUUUGAGAAUCCUAUCGUAAGGGCCAGAGAACGAGAUGCCAGUGCUUAUGAAAAGCGCAUAGGAGGUGAAAUGGCCAAGAGUUUGAGGAAGCUGAUAGAUCCUAUUUUCCUACGCCGCACCAAGGCCAUGGUGCUCAAGUCUAAGGAUUCAACACCAGACAAGGAAGAUGGAGUAAAUGCAACUCAAGGGGAGAUCUCUCUGUUGAAAACUCCAAGUGCAUCGCUUCCAGAAAAGCUCACUCGGAAGAAUGAUUUUAUCAUAUGGCUUCAUCUGUCUGACACCCAGAUCAAGAUCUACUCAGAUUUUCUAGGUUUGGAGCUAGUAAAAGAGCUUUUGAUGAGUAAUCGCUCUCCACUAGCUGAGUUAAAUAUCCUCAAGAAGAUCUGUGACCACCCAAGACUCUUGUCCGCUAUGGCAUGCAGUCAGUUGGGGCUAGAUGAUAAUGCAAGAGCUAUUGACCUGGAAGAGAACAAGGAGAACGAGAAUAGUAAUAUAGAAAGAUCGCUAACAGCCAAAUAUGAUGAUGGUGGUAUUGGAGUAUCAGACAAUGCCCUGAUCCAGGAAUCUGGUAAAAUGCUGUUCCUGGUAGCCUUACUGGACAACUUGAAGAAAGAAGGUCACCGUUGCCUGGUUUUUAGUCAGUCAAGGAAAAUGCUCAAUAUUAUUCAAAGAAUAAUCACUCGUAGGGGUCACAAGGUUCUUCRUAUUGACGGCACUGUCUCAAAAACAGCUGACAGGCAGCAUCUGAUCAACACUUUCCAAACCAAUCCAUCCUACACAUGCUUUUUGCUCACUACACAGGUCGGAGGUGUUGGGUUAACAUUGACCGCAGCCGAUCGUGUUGUUAUUGUUGAUCCAAGCUGGAAUCCAGCCACUGACGCUCAGGCCGUUGACAGAGCAUAUCGUAUUGGACAAAAAAAACCAGUGGUGAUUUACAGGUUGAUCACUUGUGGUACCAUAGAAGAGAAGAUCUAUCGUAAACAGAUAUUCAAAGAUGCCUUGAUGAAGCAGGCUACUGGCUCCUCCGCCAACCCCUUCAGGUAUUUUACCAGAGAGGAUCUCCGUGAGCUGUUCACGUUAGAUGACCCAAUGAAGUCUAAAACACAAGUUCAGCUGUCCAAAAUGCAUGCACAUCACCGCGAUUCAGACCAGAAACUGGACAAACACAUUGAGUUCCUGCACAAUCUGAACAUAUUCGGCAUCACAGACCACRAUCUGAUGUACAGUCAAGAAGCUGUGGAGACUGCUGAAGAAAAGGAACAAACAGGCGAUGCUAUCCAGGCUAGAGUCAUUCGUGCACAGAAUAUGGUGGCUGCAGAAUCUAGUGCAGGUGGUCAGACCCUCCCCAGUGUGCUGCCUGCACCAUACCAGAACCCUAAGUCACUGCUAAAACCAAUCAAUGUGCAGGACUUGAUCAAUGAGGAGGAUAAGAAAACAAUCCAGGCCAAAAUCCAUCAGUUUGAGGUCUUCAAACCAACUCGAGAGGAUACUAAGCGCUUCAUGCCACGUGACAAAAAACCUCUGAUGCCCCAGGCUCCCAAAGCCAAUGACGUAAUUGACUUGUGUACUCCACCCAUCAGUCCCGGCAUACAGAAAAAUGAUACCAGGGAUUUGACCAAGGGUGAUCAGACUACUAUAGAUGACGACAUGGCAAACCUGUCGAUUCAAAAUAGAAGCAGCUCCUCUUCAGUUGARAUUGAAAACGAUGACUCAUCAGAGGGUAGUGAUCAUGACAACCCUCUUGUUAUUCUGGAUUCAUCUCCAACUAAACAAAACCAUAUUCUACCAAAUCGCAUGAUGGCACCCACACAUGACUCUCCAGUACCUACAUCAUCACACGACACCACUUCACCAGUUGAAUCAUCCGACUCGCCAUUAUCUAAGCCACCAAGUGAGCCUUCCAUGAAUAUAGAGAUACCUGAUUCACCAGCAACUGAGCCAGCACGUGACACCAUAUCGCCUAUACAGRCAGGUGACUCUCAGGUACCUAUAUCAUCAUGUGACUCUACCUCACCUAUGAAAUUAACUGACUCACCAGCAUCUGUACCAUCACAUGGCUUCAUGUCACCUAUACAGACAGGUAUACAAAUAUCRCAAGACUCCUCAUUGCCUGUACAGAUAUGUUAUUCAACAAUACCUAUACAAGCAUUUGGUUCUGUGUCAAAUUUAGCAGAACCUGAGUUUGAUGGAAGGCAAUCCGAUCCUUAUGUGGCUGAUAAUGACAAAGAGGAUGAGAUGAAUCAAUCAGAAAUUUAUCCACAAUUUUCACAUGAGAAAAUUGAMGAUAGCAAGGAAUCUGUGGAUGAAAGAAAUUCCGGAGCAAGUGAGAGUGAYCUGUGUUCAUCCACACCCAUGGAGGAUACUGACGCUUCCUCAAGAGCACCUGACRCUACCCAUUUAGACUCCCAUCUAGUUUCAACCACACCCUCUGAAUGUGACCUUCCUCCUGACCUGCUGAAAAGGACAUCUACUAAUGCCACACCUGAGGAUUUACACCUGUCUCCGACCAAACUAACCUAUUCWAACCCCUCUUUGAYCACAACUAUGGAAGAUGCUGUCCUGCCUUCGACCACGCCUAUGGAUGAUGCAGACCUGUCUCCAGCCACACCGAUUGAGCAGUCUAUAGAAAACAUUCUGUUUGCAUCCCCAGCUGUGUAUGUAAAUGAUGACGGCAUAAUGCAGACACCGCGGAGAAAGAGUUCUAAGUUCAGACGUAAAAGCUUGAGUCAGCGUCCCUUCAAUAACAUUGAUGAUUCAGAUGACGACGAUGAAAGCAGUAAUGUCAUUCCUCUCAAAGUACAACAACAAGUAAAGGUUGUGGAGAGCAGUAAUCAAAGUCUGAACGAAAGUUCCGAUGUCUUUUUGACACCUAAUUCAUCAAGGAAUUCAGAGUCUUUUUCAUUAAACAAGGAAAACAUCAACGAAAGCUUCCAGCAGAGAAUGUCAAGUACCGUCAUGGUAUCCCAGGACAAUGAAGACAAGGGUGUUGUAAACAUGACUAAGGUUCRCAGGAAAGUGAAGAGGAUCGAUAGUACUGAUGAUGAAGAGAAUGAAGAGGACUAUGAGGAGAAUGUUGCAAGCAUAGAGAAAAAAGAUGAAGAGGACCCCGCGUUUAGUACACCCACUGGCAGCUCRCCGGGGGCAGAAACAGAGAGCGAUGAUAAUGCUAGCGAAGAUGAACUGCCAAUCAGAGCCAAGAAGACACCAAGAAAGGUCUUGAGAAUCGAAAGUGAUGAGGAGGAAGAAGAUUGUGAAGAGGACGAGGAAAGAGCUAGAGAAGAGAACUUAUCCAAUGAGGAUGAAUCUGAAUACAGUGAAGAACGCUCCAAUUCUGAAGUCUCAUCUGCAGCAAGUAGCCAGAACCAAGAAGAAUCAUUUCAUUCAUCAACUGAAGGGGAAAGUGAAGAUAGUGUCAAAAACCAGAUGGAAACUAAAAGAAGGGUAAAGAGACUUGAAAGUACUGAUGWUGAUGAUGAUGAUGACGACGAUGAUGAUGAAUCUGGGUCRUCGUCUGGGGAAAGUAAAGACGGCCACGACUGCAGCAAAGAUGUGAAAAACAYGUCUCAAAACAAAUACCACUGUCCGUAUGGACUGCAUCAGUCUAAUGCUGUCAAUAUCGAAAGGUGUGCCUGCAUUCUUGAUCAGGUGGAGAAGGAAAACUAUGCAAGCAACGUACAUCUUGCGAAUGAAGAAGAUAACCUUGGCAGGCAUGACAUGGCCCUGGACUACUAUCUAGAAGCCUUGAAAAUAGAUUCAAGUGAUCUCAGGAUUCAUAAACGAGCCCUGGAACUUGCAAAACAACAAAAUCUAGUAUAAAAGAGAGAGAGAAAAAAAAUUGAAAUUAGGCAGCAUUUAAAAUUGAAAUUAUCAUUUAGCUUUUGUCUGUUUCAUUUAAAAAAUGUUUGGCAAGGUUUUGUUUUAUGCAUACCCAGCCUAAAACCAAUAAUUAUUAACAUCAAGGAAAAAAUAAUACAGCCGUAUUUCAAUUUACAGAUGCAUGUACACAUUUCAAAAAUAAAUUGUUGUCAUCGCCAAAGGUGAUUAGGUCAUUAGAACAUGGAAAUGGUUUUGUUGAAUACAUGCAGAGAACAUUGAUCAGUCUCAACACUAAGGUACAUGUUCUUGACAAGAAUAAGAAGCAGAAACACAAGUCAUUCCAGCUAUUUGGAAGUUUGAAUGACCUAUUACAAUCUCCUAUCACUUUAUGCCUAUUGCCUAUUGCCUUUGGUGAUGACAACCUUUUUUGAAAUAGGCAUAAUAUACAACACUUCUGUGGCAAUGUAGUAAUAAAUUUGAUCUUACCUGUGUAA